Theileria equi strain WA is the source of this 1230-nucleotide messenger RNA. RefSeq lists its product as hypothetical. The transcript has a single exon. The record is from RefSeq and is a predicted model, not a curated record. Bases 1 to 1230 code for a protein of 409 amino acids. Lineage: Eukaryota; Apicomplexa; Aconoidasida; Piroplasmida; Theileriidae.
AUGGCAAGAGUAACCAUUGAGCUCUCUUACAAGCCCAAAAAUGAAGAACCUACUAUUUAUAGAUCUUAUACCGGAAAUAAGACCAUUACCGUCACAAGAACUACUGACCCUCCUGGAUCUGCCUUUACCAGAUAUACCCAUAGGGACAGCCGUAGUAGAAAUCAACCAUUCACCCUCUUAGAAGUUAAAGAUAAUGGUAGUCCCAUUCAAGGAAUUCCUCCUGCUGGACAUGGUGGUAUGCCUAAUGUAACUUCCGUUUCUGGCUAUUACUGGACUGGUAAUACUGAGAAGGCACUCAUAGUAGGAGUCACUGCUAGUGCUGGAGGAACUACCUAUUAUGCCAGGAUUAGUAGUAGUACUGGUUGGAUUGGACAACAUCAACUCUCUGGUGAAGCCCUUGAGACUCAACUUGACAACCUUAACUGUUUGUUCAAUCAAGCAGUUACUAUAGAUCUUACCAAAGGUAGAUACGGGGCAGGAAGGCGGUAUUGUUGUGCUUACCAUAUUAAUGACCAAGGGAGGGUCUCCGUUGAAUCCAAGACAGUUUCUUGCACAUCCCACAAUACAAGCUCUCUUACAUACUACAAACAUGAUAUUAAAGCUGGUGGAGUGAGGGUAGCAGCUAUUAAGUUCUAUGAUGGUAGUGGUCAUAAUACAGGAAGAAAGAGAAUAAGUGCUCCUGAAUUACAAUUUUCUAUAGAAUGUCCAGUUAUCGUCUACACAUUCUAUUGUAGAGGGAAUGGGCCUGCACUGAUAUAUGUCGAAAAUAAUGGAAGCUCUCCGGUUAAUAAAUGGUUCAGGAAAGGUACUGAUGGUAAUACAUGGGAAAAAGUCUUGGAUGAAGUUCCUGACCCAGAAAGCAUCACAGACCAUAACAACUAUAACGAACUUGUGAAUGCAAUAAGGAGUGCUGGAUGUAGAAGCUAUCAACCAUGUCCUCUUCCCAAACCUGAACCUCCUCCUGAAGUUGCUAAAGAAUCUUCUCCUUCUGGUCAAGCUGGUCAUCAAGGUGAUACUUCUGAUCUAGGACCUGCUGGUAAACCUGAUGGUACUCCUCAAGCUACUAAAGGUUCUCCUGGAAGCCCUUCUUUUUGGGAAAAUCCUACUAAUACUAUUCCUACUGUUCUGACUGGAGUUGGUGUUGUUUCUGGAUUAGUCGGCUUCGCGGGAUUUAAGGGUUAUAAACUCUACCAAAGCUUUAAUGGAGAUCCUUGGGUUAGACAGAUUUGA